AUGCAGCCAUUUCAUCAAGAUCCAACCGUCCGUGUGCAUGAUUGGGUAUGGGACACCGAUGAUACUGACGAUUCAACCGACACCAAUCAUGUACUUCUAGUUUCCAAAAACCCUGAUGCCAACCAUACUACAACUCCUGUGGAAAUAGACUUGAGCUGCAAUACAGACAAUUAUGACUACGAUAGCAGCGAGACUAGUCCAUUUGAUUAUUUUACCAGUUACGACGAUCAGACAGUACUGGAGCUUAAUAUUCCAGAAAUAACUGCCAACAAUGACGAAGAGCUGGCUCGUAAAUUACAAACAGAAUUUGAUGAGGAGCUUAUGCAUGCUGAGCUCAUUGCUGGUCCUUCUAUACAUGUUAGUACUAUAGAUACAGAUAGAGAGUUGGCUAUGAAGCUGUUCAAGGAGCUCAAUGGUCCUCAACGCUUUGAAAACAGCGAUGAAUUCAUUGAAAAAAGAAAACAAGAAAAGGCAGAUGAGCAGCUUGCUCGUAUGCUAAUGGAACAGGAACGAAAUGAAAUGCCAUCUCGACUAGACUCUCGAGCAUCUGCCAAAAUUCAAUCUCGACUCUCAACAUUACCAUCAACAUUUUUGCAUCCUUCAACUUUGGUCAAAAAUGAACUCAACCCAUCCAUCAAGACUGACUAUGAAUCCAAUUUACCUGAUGCAUAUACGUUGGACGAAUCACAUCAUUUAGAAUGGAGCAAGUAUCGUGCUCACCAAAAAGCUCUGGGUAAUUUUGACGAUAGAAACAACGAUCCUUUUAAAUUUACCUUUCCGGUGCACUCGUUGAAUAAUGGCAACAGUUUUGCUAAAAACUCGGCCUUUAAUCGCUUUGCAUCCAAAUCCUCUCGGGAAACUGAUGGGGCUUUUUCGACUGCAAAUACCGGACUGGAAUAUAAUGAACCGAUUGUCGUUUAUGAUUCUCAAGAAAGCGAGUCUAGUGAUACUGGAAUGAACAAUCAAAUAUUGAAAGAGUCUCCACUUACCACUGCCAAAACUCGAGAGAAUCUUCGGAAACUACUUGAAAAUGUUCAACAUACUACCGACGUAACUCCAGUCCAUCAGCGCAUGGCCACUCCUGAAAACCUUCAGAUUAAAUUAUUAGAGCAUCAAAAGCUUGGCAAGUUUUUGAUAUUUUAA
This is a messenger RNA of Batrachochytrium dendrobatidis JAM81, 1143 nucleotides long. RefSeq lists its product as uncharacterized. The coding region runs from base 1 to 1143 and encodes 380 amino acids. Lineage: Eukaryota; Fungi; Chytridiomycota; Chytridiomycetes; Rhizophydiales. The record is from RefSeq and is a predicted model, not a curated record. The transcript has a single exon.